Molecule: messenger RNA, 2790 nt
Organism: Trifolium pratense (red clover)
Lineage: Eukaryota; Viridiplantae; Streptophyta; Magnoliopsida; Fabales; Fabaceae
Product: ABC transporter A family member 7-like
Exons: 18
Coding region: 1-2790 (929 amino acids)
Biological process (GO): lipid transport; transmembrane transport
Cellular component (GO): intracellular membrane-bounded organelle; membrane
Molecular function (GO): ATP binding; ATP hydrolysis activity; ABC-type transporter activity
Source: RefSeq, a predicted model, not a curated record
AUGGUAAAUUCUGCCCCUGUCACCUUCAGGACUCAGGCAAAUGCUCUUAUCAGGAAGAAUUUAACUUUCCAGAAACGGAACGUGAAGACCAACAUUCGGCUUAUUUUGUUCCCGAUGAUCAUUUGCGUCUUGCUGGUUCUUGUUCAAAGUCUAAUCGACAUUGAAUUGGAUAAAUCAAAGUACAAAUGUGGCUGCAUCUGUGUCAACAACAAAACAAGAUGUGAUGAUUCAGAGAAGGUUUGUGGGGUUCAAUAUUCUGAUCAGAUUCAAGUUGAAACCUGUGCUGUUCCUAAUCCACCUGAAUGGCCUCCUCUCUUGCAACUUCCUGCCGUGUCAUGCAAGACAACUGCCUCUUGUUCUUUUACCAUGCUCUUCACAGCCAACAAUCACUCCUUUGGACAGAGUGUAUCUAAAAAUAUGUUCCCAAGUGCCUUAACUAUGAAUUACUCUGAUAACAUGGCUAGUUUGGCACCAAAUGUGCUGGGAUCUGAAUCAAUGACUGAAGUCAACAAUUUGCAUGAACCUGCUUUCACUUUAGAGCUUCCCAUUUAUUAUUUACAAACUCAGUGUCCUCAAAACAACUCAGGAUUCUCAUUUCCCUACCAGAUAGCAGCCACUACUGAGCAUCAAGAAAUUAAAUGUGCUCAAGGUAUACAUUCAUGGCGUAACAGUUCUUCUGAGAUCGACACUGAUUUAUACAAAGGUUAUCAUAGAGGUAAUUCAGAAGGACGAAUCAAUGAGAUAUUUUCAGCUUUUGAUUUUCUAAAUUCAAAUGGGGAUGAAUUCAAUGUUACUGUAUGGUACAAUUCAACCUACAAGGAUAACACUAAUUUGGCCCCUACAACAUUGUUGCGAAUUCCUCGUUCGGUAAAUCUGAUAUCGAAUGCGUACUUGCAGUUUCUGCGUGGACCUGGUACGAAAAUGAUAUUUGAGUUUGUAAAGGAAAUGCCAAAACCUGAGACCCCAUUUAGGAUUGAGAUAGCUUCUCUCCUUGGCAGUUUGUUCUUUACAUGGGUCGUCCUGCAGCUUUUUCCAGUUGUUCUAACAUCACUGGUUUAUGAGAAGCAACACAAAUUAAGAAUCAUGAUGAAGAUGCAUGGUCUUGGAGAUGGGCCAUAUUGGACUAUUUCAUAUGGUUAUUUUCUUGCCUUAUCAAUGAUUUACAUGUCGUGUUUUGUGAUAUUUGGCUCAAUCUUAGGAUUUAAAUUCUUCACCUUGAAUGACUACAGCAUCCAGUUCGUGUUCUAUUUCAUCUAUAUAAACUUACAAAUUUCACUGGCAUUUCUGUUAGCUUCCUUUUUUUCGAAUGUUAAGACUGCUACAGUAACUGCAUAUAUAGGCGUCUUUGGGACCGGGCUAUUAGCCUGCUUUCUUUUCCAAUUUUUAGUUCAAGAUACAUCGUUUUCAAGAGGAUGGAUCAUUUGUAUGGAGUUGUAUCCCGGGUUUGCUUUAUAUCGUGGGUUAUAUGAGUUUUCACAGUCUGCCUCCGGUGGCAAUAAUUGGGAGACUGAUGGUAUGCAGUGGAAGGAUCUGAAUGACGGCGUCAAUGGCAUGAAAGAGGUCUUAAUUAUCAUGUUUGCUGAGUGGAUAGUAGUACUUUUUGUUGCUUAUUACAUUGAUCAAGUAUCGUCAACAGGAAGUGGAAAAAGUCCUUUAUUCUUCUUGAAAGGAUUUCAGAAAAAAUCUCUACCAUCAUCGAAGAAGCUCAAUAUUCAAAGGCAAGGUUCAAAAGUUUUCGCUCAGAUGGAGAAACCCGAUGUCAUUCAAGAGAGGGAGAUGGUGGAGCAGCUGCUACAUGAACCAACCAUUAAUCAUGCCAUUGUCUGUGACAACCUAAAAAAAUUCUAUCCAGGAAGGGAUGGAAAUCCAGGGAAAUUUGCAGUGAGAGAAUUGUUCCUUGCGGUGCCUCGAGGAGAAUGCUUCGGUAUGCUUGGUCCAAAUGGUGCUGGGAAGAGUUCUUUUAUCAGUAUGAUGAUCGGUCUCACAAAGCCAACAUCUGGUGCGGCAUAUAUCCAAGGCCUAGACAUAAGAAAUCAUAUGGAUGGAAUAUAUACUAGCAUGGGAGUUUGCCCACAACAUGACUUGCUGUGGGAAAGCUUGACAGGUAGAGAGCACCUAAUUUUUUAUGGAAGACUUAAAAAUCUUACAGGUUCAAUCUUGACUGAAGCAGUAGAAGAAUCUUUGAAGAAUUUAAACCUUUUCCGCGGAGGGGUUGCGGAUAAGCAAGCUGGAAAAUACAGUGGAGGGAUGAAGAGGAGGCUUAGUGUUGCAAUUUCAUUGAUUGGGGACCCCAAAGUUGUUUAUAUGGAUGAGCCAAGUACUGGAUUAGACCCUGCUUCAAGGAGAUGCCUUUGGAAUGUUAUCAAGCUUGCGAAACGGGAUCGUGCAAUCGUUUUAACCACACAUUCAAUGGAAGAGGCAGAAGCUUUAUGUGAUCGAUUAGGUAUAUUCGUAAAUGGUGGCUUGCAGUGCGUAGGAAAUCCAAAAGAGCUGAAAGCCAGACAUGGAGGAACUUAUGUGUUCACAAUGACAACAUCUUCGGAUCACGAGAAGGACGUGGAGAACAUGGUACAACAGCUCACGCCAAACGGCAACAAAAUAUACCGUCUCUUUGGUACGCAGAAAUUUGAAUUGCCAAAAGACGAUGUAAAAAUAGCGAAUGUAUUCGAAGCUGUUGAAGUUGCAAAAAGAAACUUUACUGUUUUUGCAUGGGGUUUAGCUGAUACCACACUGGAAGAUGUCUUCAUCAAAGUAGUACGUGAGGCUCAGGCAUUUGAUACCUUUUCAUAA